Molecule: messenger RNA, 435 nt
Organism: Staurois parvus
Lineage: Eukaryota; Metazoa; Chordata; Amphibia; Anura; Ranidae
Source: the annotation of a GenBank genome assembly
GGAAGAAUGCUCCUUACAUUGGUGAUCAGUGGGAAGAAUGUCCCUUACAUUGGUGAUCAGUGGGAAGAAUGUCCCUUACAUUAGUGGUCAGUGGGAAGAAUGUCCCUUACAUUGGUGAUCAGUGGGAAGAAUGUCCCUUACAUUGGUGAUCAGUGGGAAGAAUGUCCCUUACAUUGGAGGUCAGUGGGAAGAAUGUCCCUUACAUUGGUGGUCAGUGGGAAGAAUGCUCCUUACAUUGGUGAUCAGUGGGAAGAAUGUCCCUUACAUUGGUGAUCAGUGGGAAGAAUGUCCCUUACAUUAGUGGUCAGUGGGAAGAAUGUCCCUUACAUUGGUGAUCAGUGGGAAGAAUGUCCCUUACAUUGGUGAUCAGUGGGAAGAAUGUCCCUUACAUUGGAGGUCAGUGGGAAGAAUGCCCCUUACAUCGGUGAUCAGUGG